AUGACAACAUCAGCAACAGAAUCAAAAAGUUACCCAAUCGAUGAUUGUUUUGGUAAAAGCAUUGGAAGAGAAAAUUUGGAUAAACUAACUUCUUUAAAUCUUAAUGAAGACAGUGGUGGAGAUGGUGAAAUGAUUACUUUUGUUGAAUUUAUUAGAGGUCAAAAGAAGAAGAAAAAUGAUGGAAUUCUUAGAAAUGAGGCUUUUGAAAAUUUGAGGCCAAUUGAUGAAGAUGACCCUUCAGACAAUUUUUUUGACGUUGCUUUGGAUACAGCACGUGUCCCUGAAGAUCCAGUUUCGACCUUUGCAGAAGGGAGGAGCAAAAGUUAUAUGGUUAAUUUGUCCGAAAAUGAAGAUUCAAAAGAAAGAAAUCAACCAAGAAACCACUCCUUUUCUCAAACGGCCGCUUCAUUUGGACAAUCACUUUGUUUGACAGUUGGUGAACACACUCGAUGGUUGGGCGUUCCUCGCAGAGACAGUCAAGAAUCAGCAGCUUAUGGGUGUGAAACUUUGGGAGAGAAGGAAGUGAAAAAUGAGACUACUAAUGCAACAAUGCAAGACACUCCUCAACACCAAGAGGAAAAACAACAAGAAGAUGGACGCUUAAUGGUUUUCAAACGAAGUGGUGCUUCUACAACAAUUUUAUUCUCCCGGAUUUUCUGCUGUCUAAGAAGAGCUGUUGAUGUAAACAACAAUUUUGGAUUAAAAGAAAAAAGAUGUGAGGUUUUUAUUAAUGACAACAAUGAGAAUAAAGAACAAACUAAUCAACAUUCAAAAUUAUAUUCGUGGUAAGAUGCCUAAAAUGUAUAUUCUGUGUUUUGUUGUAUAAAGUGUUGUGUUUUGUACAAGUUUUUGAACCCAAACUUUUGCACAAACCAGACUCAAACUUUCGUACUCAACCUUACUGGAAUUUAAAUAAAUGGGACAGUCGGAUUUAGAGAAAUAAUAAAAAAGAAAUAGUGCAGGCAGAGA
Meloidogyne enterolobii is the source of this 969-nucleotide messenger RNA. Lineage: Eukaryota; Metazoa; Nematoda; Chromadorea; Rhabditida; Meloidogynidae. The record is from the annotation of a GenBank genome assembly.